Messenger RNA from Cadophora gregata, 1844 nucleotides. RefSeq lists its product as uncharacterized. NCBI's taxonomy places the organism in Eukaryota, Fungi, Ascomycota, Leotiomycetes, Helotiales, Ploettnerulaceae. The coding region runs from base 191 to 1630 and encodes 479 amino acids. The transcript has 4 exons. Gene Ontology annotation, molecular function: hydrolase activity, hydrolyzing O-glycosyl compounds. The record is from RefSeq and is a predicted model, not a curated record. Gene Ontology annotation, biological process: carbohydrate metabolic process.
CAUGUUACUGUGCUUGGAAAUAGCAUAAGAGUACCCGCCCAAUCCUGACUUCUCACUGGUGGAUUAACUUCAAGCGAGCCUUUGAGACUUGUUGAAUUCCCCCAGUCCCAACUGCUUCUUUCUGAUAGUUGCUCUUUAAAAAAAACCUUGCAAUAAACUAUUCAUAUCCCCUUCUUCAACUCUCCAAACCAUGCCCACCUCCAAAUUCUCCAACCCCAUAAUCCCCGGUUUCGCACCCGACCCCUCAAUCUGUGUCGUCCCACCAAGCUCCACCUCCCGCUCAACUAAAACAUCAUAUUUCCUCACAACAAGCACAUUUAACCUCUUCCCCAGCUGUGCAAUCCACCAUUCUACAGAUCUCCUCAACUGGGAAUUAAUCGGUCAUGCCUUGACAAGGAGAAGUCAGAUUGAGAUGCGGACGCCGGAGGCGGGAGGUGGGAGCUGGGCGAGUACGUUGAGACAUAGAGUCGAGGAUGAUGGGAAGGGGGAGGGAGGAAAGGUUGGGAGGUGGUAUCUUUGUACGGGUGUUUUCGCGAGGUAUAGACCGCAGAUGGAUGAACGGAUCUUCCCACGAGGCUUCUAUGUAACCACCACCAAUAUCUGGGACUCAUCGAGCUGGUCAGACCCAAUCUAUUUCGACAACCCUGGUUUCGACCAAGACCUCUUCUGGGACGACGACGGCAAUGUGUACCUCUCAACCACCGUCCGCAUGUCCCCCCGUAGCGGCGAUCCCAGGAAAAAAGACUUCGCAAUCCACAUCUCCGAGAUCUCCCUCCCUACAGGCACAACCCUCACCGCACCCGUCGUAAUCCGCGAAUCGCCCUUCGGGAUCGCAGAAGGCUCUCACAUCAUCAAAAAAGGUAAAUACUACUAUCUUUUCACAGCCGAAGGUGGCACCGAGCAAGGCCACCAGGAAUGGGUAUUUCGUAGCUCGAAAGGUGUGUUUGGACCGUGGGAGGCGAAUGAGAAGGGUGGGCCGUUGUGGUAUAAUGGCCCGGAGGAAGUGGUGCAGAGGACGGGGCAUGUGGAUGUUUUUGAGGAUGGGGAGGGGAGGUGGUGGGCUGUUUUGUUGGGGGUUAGGCCGAUGAGGGAUGAGGAGGGGAGGUGGUUGGAGCCGCAGUUGGGGAGGGAGACGUUUUUGGUUGGUGUGGAGUGGGUUGAUGAUUGGCCUGUUUUUAAUGGUGGGAAGAAUGUCGGAAUUGUGACGGAGGGACCGGAGGGUGUUGUUCAAGUGGCGAAGGAGAAGAAUUGGAAAGCUGAAUUAAGAAGAGAAGAUUUGGAGCUGGGUUGGUAUGAGAAGAAUACACCGCUGAAGAAAUGUUGGUCUUUGACUGAACGGGCCGGUUGGCUGACUAUCCACGGUGGAUGCUACAACUUGACAUCUCCGGAAGCACCGACAAUGCUACUGAGGAGACAGACUGCUUUUGAGCAAAUAUUCUCCGUGAUCUUGGAUUUUGACCCACAGAAGGCUGGAUACGAAGCUGGGCUGGUUUUGUGGUGGGAUAUGCAUUCUUUUGCGAGUGUCGGAGUAACUCUUACUUCGACUGGUAAGAGGGCCAUCAUCAUAAAGACACCAAUAGAUGUCCCAGAUGAGGUCACAGUGAGUAGGAAGAGAUAUCCCAAAAUUUGAGCUUGGUGCUGAUUAAGCGAACAGGAGCAAAUCCACCCACUGGAAAAUGAUGACCCUGUGUACUUGAAGAUUUCUGCCGCGAAAACAAGCUAUCUCAUGAGCUUCUCGACUCCAGUAACCGACGGCAACUUCACGACAGUAGCCGUGGAAAGCAAGGUAUUGACGAAGACCCCGCCGGUUGGCCAACCAUUCUUGGGAGCCAUGUUUGGGCUCU